AUGCAAUAUGUCACGUGCCACUCGUGCAAGGAGUCAACCCCUGACCUUGCUAACCUUGUCCAUCCCUCCACCGCCAUUCCAGCGUAUUUUUCCCUUUUUUUACUCUCAAUGGCACCCUCUCAUCCUUAUAGCCGUAUUGGUGGUUUAUUUGACCGCGUCGACCCGUUCAUCGUACCAUCUCAGGCUCGGGAUGGGACGGAACGGAUACCAACCAGCGUAUAUAACUGCCGUCCCUCGGUGCCGAGUCUCCCAUCUCCCAUCUCCCACCUCCACCCGCCAGCGCUUAUUACCCACAUACACUCGAUCCAUCCACAAACACCAAAUUCAUACUGGACACACAGCAUGGUCGCAGCUAUCCCCACUCGCAAGCAGCAGCAAACUCUCGGCUGGGAGUACCAUUUGCUCUUCACUCGCUUCUGCGAGCUCGCAUCCACCCCUAGCCAUCAUGCCUUUGCUCACAUCCCUCCGCCGACGUCCUUUCCCCAGACUCAGUGGCUGCUGCGCUCAAGUUCCAAGCAGAAGGUAUGGAUGAAUGAGAACAUGAUGCAGGGCAUCGAGAUGCUCGCACACACCCUGGACCAAGACUGGCCAGACUGGGCGUACAAACGUGCUCGGACUGCUGCUGAGCGACCUGUUCGUGGACUUCUACCCCUGGCUGGAGAACCUGGCCGUGCACCAGACCUCGUGCAGCACCCUGCUGCGGUUCGAGCGACACAUGUUCAACCAGGCACAGCUGCGGCAUACAUGGCAGUGGUGGCGACACAACCGCCAGACAACUCCCGGCGCGUGCUUCAGGCCGUCGGUGACUGGAAAGAACGAGAAGGUGGUGAUGCCGCGGCACCCGGUCAACUCGAGGACAGGAGUGACAUAUACGUGGAGGGGAUACUGGGACGUCGAGUCGAAGAAGGAGUGCAGCGGGGAGGAGGUGGGCGAGGAGGACUGGGUUGUGCUCGAGUGAUAUGUGGUUGA
Molecule: messenger RNA, 969 nt
Organism: Rhizoctonia solani
Lineage: Eukaryota; Fungi; Basidiomycota; Agaricomycetes; Cantharellales; Ceratobasidiaceae
Exons: 4
Coding region: 1-969 (322 amino acids)
Source: RefSeq, a predicted model, not a curated record